Molecule: messenger RNA, 1317 nt
Organism: Camellia sinensis
Lineage: Eukaryota; Viridiplantae; Streptophyta; Magnoliopsida; Ericales; Theaceae
Source: RefSeq, a predicted model, not a curated record
AUGGAAAUCUCCAAGAACAAGCUAAUAAUAAGUUUUGACCACCCAAGCUUUAGUCUUCAUGGGCAAUUUCGAUUACUUUCAGUGUCAUCCUCUGAUCAAACCAGUGAAUCUGAGAACAUAGCUAUUGGUAAGUCUGGCUCAAAUGUGAAUGCAAAGCAAAUUUCAGGAAUUAUUGAGCUCAUUAGGAGUGGUGAGGAUGACUUGGAGUUGAAGUUAAAUUUGAUGGGUUUAGGUCUUUCGGUUGAUUCCUUAAUUGGGAUUUUUCGUUUUUUGAAUUGUGAAAGAAUAUCGGCUUUGCGUUUCUUUGUUUGGGUUCGAGAUAGGAAUCCAAGUCUGUACAAGAAUUCUGAUGUUUGUAGUUUAAUUAUUGAUAACUGUGGUUGGUUGGAUGAUUAUGAGACGAUGCUUUGCUUGUUGAGGGAGUUUAGAUCGGAUUGUAUUUGCCUUAACGAGAAGGCUUUUGGAUUUCUACCCGUUUUGAGUUCGAGCAAUGAUUCAAUCAUGAAAUCUAUAAGAAGAGUGGUAGAGCUGUUACAUGAAGCUGGGGGCUCAUGUCGUGGUUCUGGCAUUUGUGGGUUGCUUACGAUGCUUUCUACGCUGGACUUAUUUGAAAUGGCUAAAUUUGUCAUAGAAAUAACGGAGAAAAAGGCGUCUUACUACAGUAUUUUAAUUCUCGAAAAGUGUCGGAGAUGCUGUUUUAGUGAAGCAUGUGACCUGCUUGAAGAGAUGAGACAAUUUAGUUGCGACCCAGAUGCCAAAACUUACAACUAUCUGCUUAGUGCUUUAUGCAAGCACGAUAGAAUAGCUGAAGCUUGCGGUGUGCUUGAAGAAAUGAAAAAGAAGGGUUGUCCUCCUGAUGCAAUAACCUUUGAAAUAUUAAUCUAUUUCUCAUGUAGGCUUGGCCAGUUGGAUGCUGCAAUUCAAUUUUUUGAUCAAAUGGUGUCUAUGGGUCUUGAACCUCGGCUUACAACACAUGCUGCCUUUAUCAAGGGUUUUUUCCAUUCAAGGCAAUAUGACAAGGCAUACAAUUAUGUUGUAGAUUCAGGUGUCAAGUAUAAGGACUCAGGCAAUAUGAUUUACAGUUUACUUGCAAGACUUCAUCACAGAAAUGGAAAUCUUAUCACUGCUGGAAACAUUCUUAUUGAAAUGAUGGAUAAGGGUCUCAUUCCAUUCUUUCCGGAUUAUAUAAAAAUUAUGAAGCAGCUUUACAGGUCUGGCCGGACACAAUUAGCUGGAGAUUUAAAGCGCAAGUUCUCUAGGUUGAGAUCAGAGUCAGGUUCUCUAGGUGGAGAGUUAAUUGAUUGUGAGAAUCCGUGA